AUGGCAAUGUCUGUGCUUUGUCUGUAUGACCCUAAGUGCUUCAACAUAGUGAGAGCUCUGAUAUCAAGAACGGAGUAUAUUAAGGGACUCUGUGAACCUGAGCUAGAAGAAAAGGAGUACUACCCAAAGGACAUGCACUGCAUUUUUGCUGGUGCACGGAACCUGUUUCUCAACUGUCUUAUUCAGGAUACCUGUGCUGACAUAACAGUGCUGGAAACAGGAUUACUCAGUAUUAAGGGCGGUGCAGAAGCUGUUGUUAUGGCUCAAAGUCAAGUUCAGCAAUUUGUGAAGCUUUUUGAGAAUAAUGAAAGCUUAGUAAGUGAAAAUGAACCAGAAGUGAAAAAGCAAUUCAGACAAUUUGUGGAAGCACAUGCAGACAAAUAUACAAUGGACUUACUGAUCUUGCCUAGCUCACUAAAAAGAGAACUUCUAACUCUCACACAAAGUGAAUGCUCUGAAGUAGAGAGCGAUAUCAUAGAUCUUACAGGUUCUGAAAGCCCAACAGAGCUUUUACAGAAUAAAGCCUCCAAAAUAAUUGUUAUGAACAGAGAUGGAAGAGCAGGUGGUGAUGAAGCAAGAAACAAUGCUGGAACACCUGUAACUGAGCUUACAAAGAAAAUGGACACUGUGUUUUCUGAUGCUUCUGAAACAAGUUUUGUUCCCAUAAAUGUUAUGCCUCCAUUAGAGGCAGUGGUUUCUAAAGAAAGACAAUCGUGUAAGAGAAGAUCUUCUGAUGCUGAGGAAAGGCUUCCUAAAAAACAGUUCUCUUUAGAAAAUGAACAAGAAUCUAAGUAUGCCUCACACAGUGAUCCUUCCAACAAGGAUUCUGUUAUUGAUCUGCUUUCAGAUAGCUGCAGUGAAUCAGAUGAUCCCAAUUUCUCUAUUAAAGAAGGCGAUGAUAUCAGUGAGGAAAUGGAAUAUAAGAUUCUUGUGAACUUUUUCAGAACAAUGGGAUAUUCACAAAAUAUUGUAGAAAAAGUUAUUGGUAUCUUGGGACAAUCUGUGGAACCAUUGACAUUGCUGGAGGAAAUUGAAAAGGAAAAUCUAAAAUUUCAGAAAGAACUUGAACAGUCAUCUCAGAAGCUUAAAGCUCUAAAUCCUCCAUUAGGAGGUAAUGCAAGUCAUUCACAAACUCAAGAAGACAAAGACAUUUCUAGCAGUAAAAAUACACUUAAAUCCAAUCAUGCGUCAAAGGACAUAAAAAAUGAACAUCAUAAAGUAAGAGAAUUACCAAAUGCACAAGUUGAUGCAGAAGGUAAAAUGCAUGUGCUUGUAUGCAAACCUGCCUCACCUUCCAGUAAGAAUUCAGCUAUAUGCUUUAAACAAAGAGAUACUUAUUCCCCUGGUAAGAAUCGCAGUUCAAGAUCAAAUGAUAUAGAAACUGAUGGUGUUGUGGCUUGCAGUGCUAUACUGGCUGCAGCUCCAAAGGAUGUUGAUUUUGUAGCCAGAGGGAGCUCAGAUGUGCAGCAUAUCUCAGCUAAGACUAAAACUGCUGUUCAGCAGAAAUUCGCAGGGCCCUCGGCUGUACAGAGCGGUCAUCCUAUUCUUGAGGACCACUUAGGACAUUGCAGCUCUUCUCAAGAGAGACCUCUCAAACAGCGCCCUUCCCAUCUUUCAAAAUUUGAAAAUCCUCCCCCAGGCACUGUAUUGUCUUCACAAAUAAAUGCUUCAAAUUCUGAUACAGAGACAGUGGGACCAUACAAACGUCAUAUUGAUCCUUCGGUUACUGGGGUUCAAAGAUUUAUGGAUUCUCUGAAAAAGCCAUACAGACUGGAGUUGAAAAAUGAACCUGGGAAACCAUACUUAAAACAUAUCAUUAUUGAUGGAAGCAAUGUUGCAAUUUCUCAUGGUCUAAGGAAAUUCUUCUCCUGUCGAGGAAUUGCAAUAGCUGUUGAUUACUUUUGGAAACGUGGCCACAGAAAUAUUACUGUGUUUGUUCCACAGUGGAGAACCAGACGUGAUCCUUACAUUACAGAGCAGCAUUUCUUAACACAGCUCCAGGAUGUUGGAAUAUUGUCUUUAACCCCUGCAAGGAUGGUUUUGGGAGCAAGAAUUGCUGCUCAUGAUGACAGAUUUUUAUUACAUCUUGCUGAUAGAACGGGAGGUGUUAUUGUGACUAACGAUAACUUCAGAGAAUUUGUGACAGAAUCACUUGCCUGGAGAGAAAUUAUUCAGAAAAGGUUGCUCCAGUACACUUUUGCUGGGGACAUAUUUAUGGUUCCUGAUGAUCCUUUAGGAAGAAAUGGACCCAGAUUAGAUGACUUCCUUCGCAGUGAAGGCUGCUCUAGAGAUUUUCUGUCAGCACAGAAGGCUUUACAGAGCAGUGGACAAUAUUCUUCUGAGAAACCUUUCUUCAUGCCAGUCCCCAAACCAACUAGUAGCAAUCGACAGCCUAAAAACCAAAUACGUGGCGAUCGUUCACCAACCUGGCUUCCGCUGGAACCAAACAUACAGACUUGCCUAGCAAUUCCACCACAGAGAUCUGCCUCAGAAACAGUACAGCUAAGAGAAGCCCUGAUAAAAAUAUUUCCUGAUUAUGAGCAAAGACAGAAGAUUGAUCAAAUACUAGCUGACCAUCCAUUUAUGAGAGAUCUUAAUGCAUUGUCUGCCAUGGUGCUUGACUGAGUAUUUUACAGGGUUUUUAUAUCACAACUGAUGUGUCUAAUUUUGAAUGUCAAUGUGGAGGGAAAUGUUGCUUUGUGUUGUGUUACUUUGUGAAUAUUCAGAACCUAAUUUUAUUUGUAUAAACAAAGAUAUUUUUUGUGUAUGUUUCUAUUGCUAAUAGAUGCCAGGUUUUUGGUAAAUUAAAAACUGCUGCUACUACAGAUUUGUAUUAAUAUUUUCUAUGAAAAAAACCCAAAUCUUCUGCUUCACUUGAACUGAGCUUAUUAAAGCAGUAGCAGUUCUCAAGAACCGUUAUCAAGCAGUUCUCAAGAACUGUUAUCACUUCAAAAUAGUGUUAGCACUUUUUAAAACUCCUUUUCUCAAAGGGGAAAAAUCAUAUCAGAAGAUGAAAAGUGACUCUUACAUCUUCAGACAUAUUUUCCAGACAUAUGCAUAACCUAAUAUAGCCUAAGCCGUGCACCUAGGAGGUAACAUGGUCGGGGGGUUGCAUGUAGUGUAUAGAUACUUUGUAGAAAACCUAUGCUCUAAUAGUACCUCCUUCAAUUUAUGAUCUUCUAAACAUAUCUCAAUGGAAAUACCACAAAUCCUUUUAGUAUUUUCAGAUAUGAAUACUGCUGUGUUGUAUGUCAGCCUGCUUUCAUUAGGCCUUUUUUGUGGAUUUUGGAAGUAGUCUGUAUACUCUGGAGGUCUAUGAACUGCAAUUGGUGAUUGCUAUACCGGAGUAGUAAAUAUUUGGUGUGGUGUUGAAGUACUGUCACAAGGUGGCAUUGUGCAUCUGUUUGUUUGUAAUGGUCAAGAUGAUUUCUGACUGAUGCUCAGAAAUGCUAGUUCUUAUACAAAAAAAAAAAAAAAUUAAAUUCAAGACAGAUAACAGCAACUAUAAAAGUGCUGCUAUGGGUAAAAUUGAAUAUUAUAUGAAUAAUUUACUGGUAAACGCCUUUUGGAUAUUGCAGGCAACUAGGAAGUAGUGUAUAUAUGGGUAAAAAUCUUAGUGCCAUGGAGUGAAAACAAACUAAGAAAAUCCAUUUGCUUGUUCAUUCAGGUUGUGAGGUACUACUACCUUAGAGUAGUUGGGAGAGGAAAAUUUUAAAUUAGAAAGUGUAAAUUCACAACUCACCUCAGUGGGAAAUAUUUGGAAUGCUUUCAAAGAUUUGUGAUAUCUACAUUGUUAAAGAUUCUAAAGUUGUUCUGAAGGAAAGGAGUAUUGAUGGUAAAAAGAAUUUCUAAUUUAAAAACAACUUGUUCUACUUCCUGGUUGCCCUUGUCCUACCCUGUUCUAAUUUUUAAUGCUGUAAUAGGCUAACAGAAUGUGAUACUGUUCAUAUAGAAACUGCAUGCUGUCUUGCGUGCAGUUAGUAAGCUGCAGUAUUCAGUCAGCUCCACCCCAUUAAAUCUAUGUUGGGAUAUAGCCCGGAAGUAGGGUGAAGAAAAGGAACCAUAGUUCACAAAGGUUGACCACUAGGACCACUCUCAAGACCAGGAGCAAAGUGAGGAUUACUGUGUGUCUAUGUCUGUGUACAUACUUAAGACUGUCAUACCUUCCCUUUAACAGGUUUCUGGUGCUAAAUUUUCAAAUUAGUAAAAGAAAAUCGGACCGUAAAGAUGAGGCAAAAAACUGAGGCCAGUAGGCCCAUGUUAAACUUCUGAAAUACUGAGCCUUAUCCUAAGGUGUGAGAAUAGUGGCUUUAUCUCCAGGAGUUCCAUGGGUUCUGAAAUCACUCUUUGCUUAGAAGCAAAAGAGCUGGCAUAUACUGAGGAAAUGAGGGAGUUAAAAGUCUCUCUUUAUCUUCUUGGAUGGUUGUUUCGUAUACUUAUGAAGGAAGGCAAAAUCCUGUUGCUCCUUCAACAGGAGUGAACUGAAAGAUAACUGUAGCAGGAGCUGAGGAAAUAUAUUAGGAAAAGUUCUUGCAGCAUCUGAAAAAACAGAAGUGAGCACAAGGAAAGAAUUGGAGUAUGUUUCUGCAUCCAACUGGACAAACCUUAGGGUUUUUUUGUAUACCUCAUUGGGUUAUUCAUUGGUCAGGUGGGCAAAGUCAUCCUAAUCAGCAGUUCUGUUGCCACACGUGCUUUGUGAUCAGCAAAUUCUCAAUCCACGUAAAAGCUUAGACAGGUUCUUAAAGUCUGUUGACAUGGGUUCCAAAUAGUACCAUUUUAAUAGAAGAGUAAAGGGAGUUUUAGUAAGGGAACAGAUUUCAACCAGUUGAGGGCUUCUCCGUAAGGAAAGCAUCCUGAGGAAGAUGGGGGUGCUGGUGAACUGGAUAAUUCUGCUUAGUUCUACGUCUGGAGUGAGUCAUGGGGACUUUGGUCAGCUUUUUAAUACCUAAGAAGCUGUUCUAGAGGCACUCAAAAGAAUCGAGGAAAUGGUCUGAGACGCAUAUAAGCUAUUCCAUCAUUCCUUUGCAUACUCAAAACCGAAACCAACUGUGCUGUAUAGAAGUGCAGAUAAAGAAAUACCUUCUUGUUUUCAAUUUUUUGUCAUAAAGGAGGAAGAAGAUAAAGAUCAGAAUACUACCCUGCAGGGGCAACAAAGAUAAGUACUGUGUUUCUGAUCAAAUGGGGGAGAUGCAAUGAAGAAUGUAAAAUCUUCACUAGCUAGCAAUGGGUUAAAGAGCUGUAUUAACACUACUAAAUUCUAGUGUGUCAUUUCUGUGCUGAACGUCAUAUUUGAAAGGAAUCAAAAAAGGAAUAUGGCAUCAACUGUUCAGCAGAGUAGGAUCUGAUUACUUUUGCAUGAUGCAAGAAGUCUAGCUGGGAAUAGUAGUUACCUAAAACCUGUAAUCUUAUCACUUUCUUGAUUUGACAGGUAAAUUAGUUGAUUUUGAUAGCAGAAGCCUACUGGGGGACAUUAAAGCAAGCUGUCAUAGCUCAAAUCCAUAUAAAAUAAAACCCAGUGGGGCCAAAGAUUCUUAGUUUUUCUUUUUUCCCCCCCCCUAGGUUCUCUUACCCCUUUCAGCUUUGAGUUUUUAUUGCUGCAGCUCUGUUAGUGAGGAAUGUUACAAACAUAACUGGUAGGGUCUGAAUCUUCCUUGAAGAAGAUGGGUGGAACUGCUGCAAUGCUAUGCCAUAUGGUGGAGGAACACCCCGUGUGGCAUCUCAACUGCCCUUAAAAUGAAACCAUCAGUGUCUCUUUUGUCUUCACUUAUUCUUAGUUCCUUAUUAGCUUGUUUACUGUAAGUACAAACAGUCUUAAAAUGCUGUCUUUCUGUCCAAAAGAACUAGUGCUGGAUGAAGCACAGCAGCCUAGAAAGUUUUCUAGGAACCAACAUCAUCAGAAACUCCUCAGAACGUGUUUUUGGUAGGGAGUGGGGGGCUGACAAAAUACUGUGCAUGAAAGUUGGUCCACGAUGCACCUUUGUCAACGCUACAAAAUGCUCAAAAUUGAAUGAGGCGAAGGUAAAGUCUGAGUGCAACAUUAUCCCUUUCUAAGUCUGAAGGUAGCCAGAACGUCCCUGACACCUAGAACACAGUGUUCCAGAAUGUUCCAGAAUCCCAGACAGCUCACAUUUCAGAUACAUAAUCUGGUUCUGUGCUGGCAAAAGAGGCAUACGGUAAAUGAGGUCGUUUUGCAAACAAGUUUUUUAUGGUCUGAUAGCCUGAAUUUGUAACUCUUGCUGGACCUCAGUUAAUUCUGUGCAGAGUCUCUGUACUGUGUUUUCCAGCGUGCCCUGUAAUUUGGUAUUUGGGCUUUUCUUUUCCCUACCAGUAUUAAUGUAUUGUAUGCGCCAGGCACCUUUCCAGUCAUCUUGGGAAGCAGAGUUGACUGAACCUAAGAGAAAAAGCACACCAGUUUGAAAAUGUGAAAUAUACUGUUGUAUUUACUGUAAUGUUUGUAUAUUUCCUAAUGCUAACUUAUAUGUAGAGAGAAAAAUACAAAAACUUGUCGAAAUA
Molecule: messenger RNA, 6513 nt
Organism: Struthio camelus australis
Lineage: Eukaryota; Metazoa; Chordata; Aves; Struthioniformes; Struthionidae
Source: RefSeq, a predicted model, not a curated record